AUGGCAAAUAAGCAAUCACUCCCUCGUGCGGAACCCGAGAGCGCUAAAAGAAUCUCGAAGCUUUCGGGCUCCGUCGGCUCGAACUCGCAGAAUAGUCACUAUGAAGCUCUCGAACCUUCUUCCUCUGGCGGCAACUGUCGGUGCCUCCUGCAUUCGGGGUACUUCCCUUCUCCCCCGCGCUGCCGAUGGCUGGUGGCCAUCAACUCCUACAACUACACCAACCUGGGGGGGCCCUUGACCUGGUAUGGUUUGAACAACGAGACCAACGCCGCCUGUUCCCAGGGCAAGCACCAAUCUCCCAUCGACAUCGUCACCGCGGAGAUUGACUAUGUGCCCACUGGUAGCCUCAGGUUCAACAUCCCAGCCACUACAGCAGCCAAGUUUGAGAACCUGGGAUCCGGUCUGGAGGUCGUGUUGACCAACGGCACUCUCUCUGUGGGAAAUUCUACCCAAUACAAGUUGGCUCAGUUCCACUUCCACACCCCGAGCGAGCACCGCAUCAAUGAGGAGUAUUUCCCCUUGGAGAGCCACUUCGUCUUCGAGGACUCCGAGAGCAACAUCGCCGUUGUCGGGUUCCUCUUCCAGCUCUCCGAGACAGGUGUUUCCUUCCCCCUCUUCGACGCCGUCUUCGCCCACAUCGAUGACAUCGCCACCCCGGGCACCUUUACAGAAACCGGCCCUCUGGACUUCGCUGGGCUGACUGCGCACCUCGACAGCCACGGGAUCUACCAAUAUGACGGCUCCCUCACCCCCCCCCCCUUGCAGCGAGGGAGUUGCCUGAGCUACAACAAGGUCAAGCAGAUCCUGAAGUUCAAUGCCCGUUACACGCAGACUGCUCUGGGGGCGGACAACCUGCUGGAGGUGGCUGCACAUGAACUCUAUUAG
Aspergillus brunneoviolaceus CBS 621.78 is the source of this 885-nucleotide messenger RNA. RefSeq names its product carbonic anhydrase family protein. The coding region runs from base 1 to 885 and encodes 294 amino acids. The record is from RefSeq and is a predicted model, not a curated record. The transcript is spliced from 4 exons. Lineage: Eukaryota; Fungi; Ascomycota; Eurotiomycetes; Eurotiales; Aspergillaceae. Gene Ontology annotation, molecular function: carbonate dehydratase activity; zinc ion binding.